Messenger RNA from Strongylus vulgaris, 639 nucleotides. The record is from the annotation of a GenBank genome assembly. Lineage: Eukaryota; Metazoa; Nematoda; Chromadorea; Rhabditida; Strongylidae.
AUGCCUGGCGAUGGCCAAAUGCGACUGUGCAUUAGUUGUGAAGAAGUCUUUCAGGUGCCCCGAGGAUCCUCAAGUACCCGAUGUCCUGGUUGGAGGUGUAGAUGGGACUACGACGAAAAUGGUCAAUAUUCUCACUACCAUGGAUACAAGAGGCCAUUAGCCCCGAGAGCUCUAAAACACAUGGCGUUACUUGGUUAUAGCGUGAAGUACUGCGAUGAAUGCGGUCAGUGCAAAGAACCGGAUACCAUUAUGUUGAGACCCUUUGUCAAUAAAGAAAUAACAAGGCUUUGUGGGGGCGCGCGAAGACAACGAUUCGAAAAGAACGAAAGAGAAGACUUUGAGAAUUAUGUAGCAAAUACUUUUAGUAAAAGGAAAGAACAGAGUAGAAUGAUUGGCAUAAGGAAUUUGGUUUUAUUCUUAGUAGAAAACUGCACUGCCUGGCUAUACCUCACUAAGCCUGGCAACAGUCAUGCUUUGAAAAUGUCGAUCUCGAAGCUUUUUACGCAACUUCUUAAUGUUCGUAUCCCUGAAGAAAGAGACGAGUUUACAAAGCGAAUGCAGAAAUUAGAUGAAUCAGCUGGGGACCUGGUUGCACUCUUCCGGCAGAAUAUACUUGACGCAAACCUCACAAAUCUCUAG